GUAAUUAAUCUCUACGCUUCUCUCUCUGCAAUUACUCCUUGAGAGCCUCUCUCUCUAGAAUAUCGAGUAUUGCUGACUUAAGCGUCGGAGUGUUUUCCCUGAGAAAACAUCCUCAGGAUUUACAGGUGUGGAAGCAGCUGAGGACUUCAACAGUGUUAGAUUGUGAAGCUGCCCAAACAAAACUCAAUAAUAUUGAUGAAUUGAAGGAGUUGACCAAUUUGAAGGACUUGCUUUUGACAAAUAUGGAGCAAGAAUUUGUGAAGGAGCUUAAAGAAAGCCUAGGCAUGAUAGUCAGGGAAGAGAGCUUGAAGUUUUCUUCUGCCUGGGAAAAGAAUGCACAAGGAAUCGAAAAGAGCAUGGCAUCUACAAGUGGAAAUCAAGCUCUUGGAGUGAUCUCUGGGUUUCAGUAGGGUUGAGAGUAUCAUCAUAAUGACUUUACGCUGGUGUCAAGUCAAAGCAAGCAGCUCGCCAUGCAUUGGUCUUAUUUCUUUCUUUAUAUAUCCAGUGUGAUAUGGAUUUGGCUUAAAAAAACCUUGUGGUACGAAAUUUAUUAGCACAUGCUUUUCAUUUUUCUUGUAUCGUGCUAGAAUAAUCAUAGUUAAACUCAAUUUUUAGGAGGAAUAUACUGUAGUAAUUAAUUAUGGUCUUGUCCUAAAAUUUGCUUUCAUGUAUCAUUUACUCAUUGAGUUAUGGCCAAGUCUCUGUCCAUUUAAUGCUGAACUAUGCAUAAAAGCAAUGGAGCUUG
Messenger RNA from Rubroshorea leprosula, 745 nucleotides. The record is from the annotation of a GenBank genome assembly. NCBI's taxonomy places the organism in Eukaryota, Viridiplantae, Streptophyta, Magnoliopsida, Malvales, Dipterocarpaceae.